Molecule: messenger RNA, 896 nt
Organism: Amphibalanus amphitrite
Lineage: Eukaryota; Metazoa; Arthropoda; Thecostraca; Balanomorpha; Balanidae
Product: adhesive plaque matrix protein-like
Exons: 3
Coding region: 211-768 (185 amino acids)
Cellular component (GO): chitin-based extracellular matrix
Molecular function (GO): structural constituent of chitin-based larval cuticle
Source: RefSeq, a predicted model, not a curated record
GAGGAAGAGCCUGGCCGGACGACGGGCUCAAAACCCACCAGCCCCCACUGUAACUCACAUUCUUCAAGUCAGCACGUUCCGGCACCAUGGUCAGUCACGGUCAGGGGGCGUGGCCGGCCGCGGGCCCGUCCCGCCUCACACCGCCACCUACUUAAGGCCGCACCGACUGUGGGAGAGCAUCAGUUCCACACCGAUCCCACUACAGACAACAUGAAGCUGUUCAUUGUCGCUGCUCUGGCCCUGGUGGCCGUCGCCGACCGGCCCCAGCCUUCCUACAGGCCCCGUCCCACCUACGCUGCCCCGACCUACGCUGCCCCGACCUACGCCCCGGCCCCGACCUACAAGCCCCAGCCCAAGUACGCUCCUGCCCCGUCCUACGGCCACUCGAGCUACAAGCCGAUCGCUAUCCUGGAGCAGGAGGACGUCCACCCCGGAGAUGGCACCUACAGCUCCAAGUUCUCCACCGAGAACGGCAUCUACAGGUCCGAGUCUGGCGUGCCGGUGCCCGGCUACGGCAAGAGCGCCUACGGCGAGUCGGAGGACCUCUACCGCCAGGAGGGCUCCUGGAGCUACACCAACGGCUACGGCGAUGAGGUCAAGGUCGCCUUUGUCGCCGACGAAAACGGCUACCAGCCGUCCAGCGACAUCCUGCCCACCCCGGUGCCCACCGAGUACCCGACCCCCGAGGUGGACCCCGCCUACGUCGAGCCCCAGCCCAGCUACGGCAAGCCCGCCUACCAGCCGGCUUACAAGCCCGCCUAUAACUAAGUCACCCAUUCGCCAUUUAUGUUCGAAAAGUUACGCGCUGUGAUGUUUCAUCGGCCCUCAGCUAUUUAUUUAUUUAUAUAAAUGUGAUGUGGUUUGUGAGGAGUGCAAAAUAUACAUAAUCAUCGAUA